Messenger RNA from Ceutorhynchus assimilis (cabbage seed weevil), 2640 nucleotides. Lineage: Eukaryota; Metazoa; Arthropoda; Insecta; Coleoptera; Curculionidae. The record is from the annotation of a GenBank genome assembly.
AUGGAUUCAGUUAAAUCCUCGUAUUCAAUCGACGAUUCCAAACAGCGAAGUUUCGGCACGAUUCUUCGGCAUUUUUUUUUGAAAAUUUUAAACUUAUCCAAAAAGAAAACUAAAACGGAUAUUGAAUGUGAAAUGAACGAACCAAUUAUUGAAAAUAGUAAAAGAAUAUUGUCUGUUGAUGAAACUGUACCUUUAUCUUAUGAGUCUCUCAAACAAAGUAUUUUGAAUGAGAUCAGAAAAGUUGGGAAGCAAGAAUUAAAUGUGGUUUUGUUGUGGUGCGCUUUUUUGGAAAAAGUUGACUUACUAGAGGAGUUAAUUCAUCUUGGAGCAAAUAUAAGCUAUUCAGAAAACACCUACGGUCUUAACAGUCUUCACAUAGCAGCUUUCACAGGUUGCAUUCAAACUACCAAAAUCCUUAUCAAAAAUUGCAAAGAUAUUGACGUCAUCAACAAAUGGUACAGCCCUUUGCAUUGCGCAACCCUUGCUGGAAAAGUGGAAACAGCCAAAUUACUAUUGGAUAAUGGAGCCAGAUUGGAUUCAUUGACCCAGGGCCCUGAGUAUGAAACCCCAUUAUUUAUAGCAGUUAAAAUCAAUGCUAUUGAUUGCGUUCGAUUAUUUAUUGAAAGAGGUGCCCAAAUCUUUCAAGAAGGAGCAUUGUCACCGCUAUUUUUAGCUGCAGAAUUGGGAUACGCAGAAUGUUUAAAAUUAAUUUUAGAAAACAAAUCAACUAACUGUCACGAUUUGAAGAAAUCCGAUAAUGGUAAUACCGCUCUGCAUAUUGCCGCAGAAGCAGGUCACUCUGAAUGUAUCGAAUUGUUAUUGGCAAAUGGAGCUGAUCCAGAUUCCAGAAAUUCUAAAGAUCAGACUGCGUUGCAUUUGGCUGUCAAAGCAAAUUCGUAUACUUCAGUGAUUGCUUUGAUUAAAAAUGGCAAAGCCAAUCCGAAUCUUGAGGAUUGUAAUCAGAGGACUCCGUUGCAUGUAGCUGUCGAAUUGAUUGCUGAUAGUAGGAAGGAUGUUGUUAAGGCAUUGAUAGGAAAUGGUUCUAACUUAAACGCUCAAGAUUCUUACGGAUUCACGCCACUGCACGUAGCAGCCCUAAAUGAACUGACAGACUGCGUCAGCAUUUUAAUCCUCCACGGAGCUGAUUGCUCUAUAAAAUCAAAAUCUGGCAUAACCGCCUUUUCUUUGAUAGCCAAAAAAACACCCUCGGCAAUGGAAACUAUCAAAGACAAAUUGUCCGAGUUUAUAAUAUUGAAGUACGAUAAACAGGCUCUAAAUGAGAUUGAAAUGAUUUUUGAUUUUAAACGAGGCCUGCAUCAUCCUAAGGAGUAUUCUAUAUUGAAUGCGUAUAUCGAUGCUGGGCAUAAAGAAAUGCUUUUGCACCCUUUUGUGAUGGCCUUUUUGUACGUAGCUUGGAAUAGAAUUAAGCGAUGCUAUUAUGGAAUGAUUUUUAAUUCAUUAAUGUUUAGUUUGAGCUUGUUGUUUUACGUUUUGACUUCUUUGGCUUUUGAUUGCGAUAGAAAAUUCGCAAACAAGUCAAACAUCCAUUGCGGUAAUCGUUCUUAUUUGAAUAAGUUUUUAAAAAAUAGUCCUGUGACGUUGGAAAUUCAAUGGUACAUUCUUAUAUUUGCUACGUUGAAUUUGGCUUAUGGGAAAAUUUAUAGUUUUAAUGGUUAUCCUACAUUGAAACACUAUUGCCUUAAUGUAAGUAAUAUUCUAGAAUGGAAUGGUAUACUUUACGUAUUUGUUUUGUCUUGUAUGUAUACAGGGAAAGUUGAAAACUGGCAAGUUAAUAUAGGAGCUUUUGCUAUUAUGUGCACUUGGACUAAUAUAAUGUUUGAAAUAGGCCAAUUGCCAGCUUUUGGGCCAUACGUUGAAAUGUUUGAAAAAGUCAAAAGCGAAUUUCAAAAACUACUUUUAGUGUUUUUUCCGUUUCUUAUAGGUUACUCAAUAGCGUUUUGUAUACUAUUUCCCAAUUCUCCAGCAUUUUAUAAUCCAUUUAUUGGCUUUAUAUCAUCCUUAGUUAUGAUGACUGGAGAAAUGAAUUAUGAAAUUUUACUGGAAUAUUCUACAGAAGAAAACUCUGGAGAUUUUACUAAAAUUUGCGCAGGAGUCGCUUACACUUGCUUCCUAUUUUUCAUUACCAUAAUUUUAAUGAAUUUACUUGUAGGUAUUGCAGUGCACGAUAUCCAAGGCCUGCAAAAGAACGCAGAUUUGGCCAGAUAUUGUAGAUUUGCUAAACUGUGCUCUUACAUAGAAAUGUCCCAUUUUAAUCGUAAAAGCUUUGCUAAAUUAAUUAUGAUCGUGUUAUUGAGAAUAGUACCAAAACCUUAUAUGCCAAUCCUAAAAGUGAAACCUUUGGAACCUGAUGAUACACCAUUUUUGAAAGAAAUUGUUCAAGCUGCUUACGAUUUGGCUAAAAAAAGGGAAGCAAACAAAAAGGAGGUUUUUUCGAGGACUAGAAGUGAAGGAGAUCAUUGGAGACGUUUGAUAAACAAUAAACAUCAGUCCACUGAUUUAAAAUGGACUGCCACUUUAACACAGUUAGUGCAAAAGUUGGAUAAUACCAAUAAGCAAAUUCAAAAUUUGUUUGAAGAAGUUGCUGAUCUGAGAAAGGCUGUAACUCCUAUUAAAACUUAA